Cololabis saira (Pacific saury) is the source of this 6582-nucleotide messenger RNA. RefSeq names its product chromodomain helicase DNA binding protein 4a (gene chd4a). Gene Ontology annotation, molecular function: histone binding; chromatin binding; ATP binding. Gene Ontology annotation, cellular component: NuRD complex; nucleus; chromatin. The record is from RefSeq and is a predicted model, not a curated record. Gene Ontology annotation, biological process: chromatin remodeling; negative regulation of transcription by RNA polymerase II. The coding region runs from base 348 to 6272 and encodes 1974 amino acids. The transcript has 41 exons. NCBI's taxonomy places the organism in Eukaryota, Metazoa, Chordata, Actinopteri, Beloniformes, Belonidae.
GUAUAUGUAUGGGGGGGAUAUUAUGGGAUGCCUGCCCCCUGAUCUCUUUGUGUGUGCGCGCUGCGCGGGCGUGAGUGCGUGUGUGUGUGCAGGAAAAAGAGAAAGAAAGAAAGAGAGAAGGACGACGUCGUUGUUGCUGCAACGCGGUUCACACACGGAAAUACUCUUAAAUGUGCAGCACAAACCCGGAGACCAACAAACUGAGCCUGGACUGGUCCGAGCUGGAGGCUGCAAGUUAAUCCAGACUGGGGUCCAAAAAAAAACAAACUCUUGGAUUAACUUUUUUUUAUUUUAGUUGGGGCUGACCAAAAAAAAAGCAGAAAAAGUUUGUUUUCUUCCUCGCUGGGAUGUCUGGGAGCGAGGAUGACAGGGAGGACUACCAAGCCGCCGCCGAGGAGAGACUCAUGCACGAUGAUGAAGAAGAGGAGCUCUCAGAGACCGAGGCUCCCAAGGUGAAGAAGAAGAAGAAAGCCAAGAAGAGUCGAGAGAGCAAGGGCAGCAAGAGGCGCUCUCGCAGAGAGGAGCUGGCCGUCAGCUCCCCGGAGCCCAUGGAGAUGGGCGGGGUGGAGGAUGCAGAAGACGGCCGCCCUGCCCAGCGCUCCGACAGCGAGGGCAGCGACUACACUCCAGGGCGCAAGAAGAAGAAGAAAGGCAGCAGCGGCAAAGAGAAGAAGAGGAGCAGCAGCGGGGCCGACAGGAGCUCCUCCAAACGGAAAGAGCCGGAGCCGGAGGAAGACGAGGACGACGAUGAUGACGAUAGCUCGGAGCCGAAGUCGUCGUCUCAGCUGCUGGACGACUGGGGCAUGGAGGACAUCGAUCACGUCUUCACCGAGGAGGAUUACAGAUCUCUGACCAACUACAAGGCCUUCAGCCAGUUCGUCAGACCCCUGAUCGCAGCCAAGAACCCCAAGAUCGCCGUGUCCAAGAUGAUGAUGGUUCUGGGCGCCAAGUGGCGCGAGUUCAGCACCAACAACCCGUUACGAGGCGCGGCUGCUGCCAACGCCGCCCUGGCCACCGCCAACGUACCGGCCGCCGUGGACAACAUGGUGGCCGAGGUGGCCCCGGUGGUCGUGGCCCCGCCGCCCCCGCCCCCGCCAGAGCCGCUGCAGACGCCGGCACCGCCGCUACGCAAGGCCAAGACCAAGGAGGGGAAAGGUCCCAACGCCCGCAAGAAACCCAAACCAACUCCCAAAUCACAAGAGAAGAAGAGCAACGCUAAGACGAAGAAAGUUGCUCCUUUAAAAAUCAAACUGGGAGGCUUCAACAGCAAGAGGAAACGCUCAUCAAGCGAGGAGGACGAGCCUGAUAUCGACAGCGACUAUGAAAACGGCAGCAUCACCAGCGUCUCCGUCUCAGAAGGUUCAACCAGCCGGGGCAGCCGCGGCAAAAAGAAGCCGGCCAAGAGCAAACCCAAGAAGAAGAAAGAAUCGGAGGAAGGGGACGGCUACGAGACGGACCACCAGGACUACUGUGAGGUUUGCCAGCAGGGCGGGGAGAUCAUCCUGUGCGACACGUGUCCCCGAGCGUACCACAUGGUGUGUCUGGACCCCGACAUGGAGAAGGCCCCAGAGGGCACGUGGAGCUGCCCGCACUGUGACAAGGAAGGGAUCCAGUGGGAGGCCCGAGAGGAGCCGUCGGAGGGAGAGGAGGAGGAGGCCGUGGAGAUUGAGGAGGACGACCACCACAUGGAGUUCUGCAGAGUGUGUAAAGAUGGAGGAGAGCUGCUCUGCUGCGACUCCUGCCCGUCGUCGUACCACAUCCACUGCCUCAACCCUCCACUACCGGAGAUCCCCAACGGAGAGUGGAUCUGCCCUCGCUGCACGUGUCCCCCCAUGAAGGGGAAGGUGCAGAAGAUCCUGACGUGGCGGUGGGGCGACCCGCCCCCAGCCACGCCCGUGCCCCGGCCCCCCGACCUGGCCGCCGACGCCCCCGACCCCGCGCCGCUGGCGGGACGACCGGACAGGGAGUUCUUCGCUAAAUGGUCCAACUUGUCCUACUGGCACUGCUCCUGGGUCACGGAGCUGCAGCUGGAGAUGCACUGCCAGGUGAUGUUCAGGAACUACCAGAGGAAGAACGACAUGGACGAGCCGCCGCCCAUCGACUUCGGCGAGGGCGAGGAGGACAAGUCCUUAAAGAGGAAGAACAAGGACCCCAUGUACGCCCAGCUGGAGGAGAAGUACCUGCGCUUCGGGAUCAAGUUCGAGUGGCUGAUGAUCCACCGCAUCCUGAACCACAGUGUGGACAGGAAGAACAACGCCCACUACCUGAUCAAGUGGCGAGACCUGGCCUACGACCAGGCCACCUGGGAGGGCGAGGAGAUGGACGUGCCCGAGUUCGACACCUUCAAGCUGCAGUACUGGAACCACAGAGAGCUGAUGAUGGGAGACGAGGGCCGGCCGGCGAAGAAGAUCAAGGUGAAAGGAAGGGUGAAGCGGCCGGAACGGCCCCCCGAGAACCCCGUCAUCGACCCGACGAUCAAGUUCGACCGGCAGCCGGAGUACCUGGACAGCACGGGCGGGACGCUGCACCCGUACCAGCUGGAGGGUUUGAACUGGCUCCGGUUCUCCUGGGCUCAGGGAACCGACACCAUCCUGGCCGACGAGAUGGGUCUGGGGAAGACGGUGCAGACCGCCGUCUUCCUCUACUCGCUGUACAAAGAGGGUCACUCCAAGGGUCCGUUCCUCGUCAGCGCUCCCCUCUCCACCAUCAUCAACUGGGAGCGGGAGUUUGAGAUGUGGGCGCCCGACAUGUACGUGGUGACGUACGUCGGGGACAAGGACAGCCGCGCCGUCAUCAGGGAGAACGAGUUCUCCUUCGAGGACAACGCCAUCCGAGGGGGGAAGAAGGCGUCCAGGAUGAAGAAAGACUCAUCCAUCAAGUUUCACGUCCUGCUGACGUCGUACGAGCUGAUCACCAUCGACAUGGCGGCGCUCGGCUCCAUCGACUGGGCGUGUCUGGUGGUGGACGAGGCCCACCGGCUGAAAAACAACCAGUCCAAGUUUUUCCGGGUGUUGAACAACUACCCUCUGCAACACAAACUGCUGCUGACUGGAACUCCUCUGCAGAACAACCUGGAGGAACUCUUCCACCUGCUCAACUUCCUCACACCGGAGAGAUUCAACACCUUGGAGGUUUUCCUGGAGGAAUUUGCCGACAUUGCAAAGGAAGACCAGAUCAAGAAGUUGCACGACAUGCUGGGCCCGCACAUGCUCCGGAGGCUGAAGGCCGACGUCUUCAAGCACAUGCCCUCCAAGACGGAGCUCAUCGUCAGAGUGGAGCUCAGCCCCAUGCAGAAAAAGUACUACAAAUUCAUCCUGACGAAAAACUUUGAGGCCCUGAACACAAAAGGAGGAGGCAACCAGGUUUCACUGCUCAACGUCGUCAUGGACCUCAAGAAAUGCUGCAACCACCCCUACCUCUUCCCUGCAGCUGCUAUGGACGCUCCAAAGAUGCCCAACGGGAUGUACGAUGGGAGCGCGCUCACUAAAUCCUCUGGAAAGCUGACCCUGCUGCAGAAGAUGAUGAGGAAGCUGAAGGAGGGAGGACAUCGAGUGCUCGUCUUUUCUCAGAUGACCAAGAUGUUAGAUUUACUGGAAGACUUCCUAGAGAACGAGGGCUACAAGUACGAGAGGAUAGACGGAGGAAUCACUGGAGGGAUGAGGCAAGAAGCUAUCGACCGUUUCAAUGCUCCCGGCGCGCAACAGUUUGCCUUCCUGCUGUCGACGAGGGCCGGCGGUCUGGGCAUCAACCUGGCCACGGCCGACACCGUCGUCAUCUACGACUCAGACUGGAAUCCUCACAACGACAUCCAGGCCUUCAGCAGAGCUCAUCGUAUCGGUCAGAACAAGAAGGUGAUGAUCUACCGCUUCGUCACCAAGGCGUCCGUGGAGGAGAGGAUUACUCAGGUUGCCAAGAAGAAGAUGAUGCUGACUCACCUGGUGGUCCGGCCCGGUCUCGGGUCCAAGACCGGCUCCAUGUCCAAACAAGAGUUAGACGACAUCCUCAAGUUUGGAACAGAGCAGCUCUUCAAAGAUGAACUCAGUGAAGGAGGUGAGAGCAAAGAGGAGGACAGCAGCGUCAUUCACUACGAUGACAAAGCCAUCGACCGGCUGCUGGACAGGAACCAGACAGAUACGGACGAACCGGAGCUGCAGAGCAUGAACGAAUACCUGAGCUCCUUCAAAGUGGCUCAGUACGUGGUCAAAGACGAGGAGGAGGAGGAGGAGGAGGUGCAGCGCGAGAUCAUCAAGCAGGAGGAGAGCGUGGACCCCGACUACUGGGAGAAGCUGCUGCGGCAUCACUACGAGCAGCAGCAGGAGGAUCUGGCACGAAACCUGGGCAAAGGCAAACGCAUCCGCAAGCAGGUCAACUACAACGACGGCUCGCAAGAAGACAGAGCUGAUUGGCAGGACGAUCAAUCGGACGGCCAGUCGGAUUACUCUGUAGCGUCUGAGGAGGGAGACGAGGACUUCGAUGAGAGAUCAGAAGCGAACUCCCGCAGGCCCAACAGGAAGGGCCUGAGGAACGACAAAGACAAGCCGCUGCCCCCCCUGCUGGCCAGGGUGGGAGGCAACAUCGAGGUGCUGGGUUUCAAUUCUCGGCAGAGGAAAGCCUUCCUGAACGCAGUGAUGCGUUACGGGAUGCCUCCCCAAGACGCCUUCACCACCCAGUGGCUGGUCCGAGACCUGCGGGGGAAAUCUGAGAAGGAAUUCAAAGCCUACGUCUCUCUGUUCAUGCGUCACCUCUGUGAACCCGGCGCCGACGGGGCCGAGACGUUCGCCGACGGCGUCCCCAGAGAAGGGUUGUCACGGCAACACGUGCUCACCCGCAUCGGGGUUAUGUCCCUUAUUCGCAAAAAGGUCCAGGAGUUCGAGCACGUCAACGGCCAGUGGUCGAUGCCCUGGAUGGCCGAGCUGGAGGAGAACAAGAGAGCUCCGGGUCAGCCCGACUCGCCCGGGAAAACGCCGUCCACCGGCACGCCGGCCGACACGCAGCCCAACACCCCGGCCCCAGUUGAAGAUUCCUCAAAGACUGACGAGGCGGCUAAAGACGGAGAGAAGGAGGCGAAGAAGGAGACGGAGGCGGAGAAGAACGGCAAAGAUCCAGUCAAGGCCAACGACGAGGUCAUCGCCAUCCCGGACGACGACGAGAAGAGUCCGGCCGCAGAGGAGGAGAAGAACGGCCCGGUUGCCAUGGAGACGGACAAACCGAGCAACGGCGAGGCCGACGGCGUGAAGGAGAAGGAAAGUGAGAAGGAGGGAGGAGGAGAGAAGAAGAGUCCGGAAGGAGGAGAGGAAGCCAAGGUGGUGCCGUCAGAGGACAAGACGGAGGCGUCGGAGGUCAAACCUGUCGCCUCGGAGGUCAAAGUGGAGGAAAAGAAAGAAGAGAAGACAGAAGUUAUGGACACCACUCCUGCAGAGGACAAGAAAGACGUGAAGGAGGAGAAGGAGGUGCCGAAGCCGGAGGACGCCACCAAACUGCAGAACGGAGACGGCAGCAAAGAGGGCGCGGCCUCGGCCUCGGCCCCGGCCGCCCCCCCGACCCCCGUCACCGCCGCCGCUGCUGCUGCUGCCGCCAGCGGAGUCAGCGAGGAGAAGAAGAAAGCCAAGACUCGCUUCAUGUUCAACAUCGCAGACGGAGGAUUCACAGAGCUCCACUCGUUGUGGCAGAAUGAGGAACGUGCUGCCACCGUCACCAAGAAAACCAACGAGAUCUGGCACCGUCGCCAUGACUACUGGCUGCUGGCCGGCAUCAUACAACACGGCUACGCCCGCUGGCAGGACAUCCAGAACGACGCCCGGUUCGCCAUCCUCAACGAGCCUUUUAAAGGAGAGAUGAACCGGGGGAACUUCCUGGAAAUCAAGAACAAGUUCCUCGCCAGACGAUUCAAGCUGCUGGAGCAGGCGCUGGUGAUCGAGGAGCAGCUGCGUCGCGCUGCCUACCUGAACAUGUCGGAGGACCCGUCCCACCCCUCCAUGGCCCUCAACACGCGCUUCAGCGAGGUGGAGUGUCUGGCCGAGUCGCACCAGCACCUCAGCAAGGAGUCCAUGUCCGGGAACAAGCCGGCCAACGCCGUCCUGCACAAAGUGCUGAAGCAGCUGGAGGAGCUGCUGAGUGACAUGAAGGCCGACGUCACCCGCCUCCCGGCAACCAUCGCCCGGAUACCGCCGGUUGCCGUGCGACUCCAGAUGUCGGAGAGGAACAUCCUGAGCCGGCUGGCGAGCCGAGGCCCCGACACACAGGCACAGGCACAGCAGAUGUCGCAGCAAUAGACUAAGAAGUCUCUAACCCGGAACCUCCUCCUCCUCCACGUCAACAUUCCUGACUGGUGCAGCCAAAUGACGGACAGUUCAAGCUGAAGCCACGCCCAGUUCAACCCCCGCCCCAAAACAGACUUUACAGUUUUGUUGGAGGAUCAAACGUCCUCCGGAAAUGACCACCGGAAAAUGAGGCUGUGGACAGAAAGGCUAUUUUAUUUUUUAUUUUUUUUCUUUCCUUUUUUCAGUUUCUUUAUUAAUAUUAUUGAUAUAAUGUUAUUAUGAUGGUUUUUUUGGGACCUGAAUGAAUAAAAAAAAAAAAAAA